Molecule: messenger RNA, 2470 nt
Organism: Oncorhynchus tshawytscha (Chinook salmon)
Lineage: Eukaryota; Metazoa; Chordata; Actinopteri; Salmoniformes; Salmonidae
Gene: manea
Product: mannosidase, endo-alpha
Cellular component (GO): Golgi apparatus
Molecular function (GO): alpha-mannosidase activity
Source: RefSeq, a predicted model, not a curated record
AGAGUGCUUUGGCAUUAGGUAAGAUGACUUGUAGAUCUAUACGCCGUCUACCUACGCAGCACGUGAAACCCGUCACAUGUCACCAACACAAUGAGUUUGUAGAAUGAACCAACAUGGACCAGCCAAGUUUCAUUGACAACAAUAAGCCCAAAAACCCCUAAUGUUAACAGUUCUCCCAAGAAUGGACAGUGGAUCACAACAAGCAUUAACUGAAGAAUGGCAAGGUUUAGACGAAGAUCUUGCUCCACAUUUAUUGGUUUGGUGUUGCUCAUAUUCAUAGUAACAGUUGUUUUAAAGUCCUUUACACCAGAAUAUUCUCCAUUUGGAAGCAUCUUUGGUCCCGAAUUGUUCCCUAAUAUCAAAGGACCUGGAAAAAAUGCCAUUCAAAUGCUUGGUAAUAUUGACAGUGUCGUCCCUGAAGCACUGACCAAAAUGAUUGACAUAGACUCUGAGAGGGUCAAGAACGUAGAGGCUGCCCUCAGGCAAUUCCCUGCUCCAAACUACAAUAUUCAUGCCUUUUACUACACAUGGUAUGGCAACACACAGUUUGAUGGAAAGUACAUUCACUGGGACCACCCUCUUCUGCCACACUGGGAUUCAAAGGUGGCAGCAGGAUACCCAAGAGGGAGACACAGCCCACCAGAUGACAUUGGGGCUAACUUCUAUCCUGCUUUAGGAGCUUAUAGUUCCAGGGACCCCUCUGUUAUUGAAGCUCACAUGAAGCAACUGCGAGCAGGAGCUAUUGGUGUUCUUGCUGUUUCCUGGUAUCCACCUGGCAUGAAGGAUGAAAACGGUGAGCCAACAGAUGACAUUGUGCCUUUGAUACUGGAGGUGGCACAUGCAUAUCAUGUAAAGGUUGCUUUUCACAUUGAACCAUACAAAGGAAGAGAUGAAACAAGUAUGUUUAACAAUGUCAAGUACAUCAUAGAGAAAUAUGGUGAGCACCCUGCAUUCUACAGGCAUAGAACAAACACUGGCAAGUUUCUUCCUCUAUUCUACGUCUACGAUUCCUAUCUACUCAACUCAGAACAGUGGGCAAAACUCCUUAAACACACCAAAAGCAGUAGCAUUAGAGAUACUCCCUAUGAUGGUAUCUUCAUAGCCCUUCUUGUUGAAGAGAAACACAAGAGGGAUAUCGUCACGGCAGGUUUCGACGGAGUCUACACUUAUUUUGCCACUAAUGGGUUUUCCUAUGGCUCCACUCACCGCAAUUGGGAGUCCAUUAAAACAUUCUGUGAAGACAACAACCUGUUGUUCAUUCCGAGUGUGGGGCCAGGUUAUAUUGACACCAGUAUUAGGCCUUGGAAUUUCCAGAAUACACGCAACCGCAUUAAUGGGAAGUACUAUGAAAUGGCCCUGAGUGCAGCCCUAGAAGCAGGUGCUGACGUUAUAUCUAUAACAUCAUUUAAUGAAUGGCAUGAGGGAACCCAGAUUGAGAUGGCAAUUCCAAAAACAAGCCAGACUGUGUACCUAGACUACUUACCACACAAGCCUGUUGUCUAUUUAGAGGUAACUCGCAAAUGGGCAGCAAUAUUUAGCAAUGAAAGGGAUGGCUAGAAUGAUACAAAAAGUAAGGGCCUAACAUUAAAUCUGUCCUUAAAUUGUCUUACACAAUAUAGAUUAUAGAAUUUGACAACAAUAGUGCAUGUGACAGAAACCUAUAUUUACUCUUUGUCCUGUAACCAUUAUCAUGGUUUUACAGAUUUUUUUUACCUUGAUUUUACUAGGCAAGUCAUUUAAGAACCAAUUCUUAUUUACAAUGACAGCCUAGGAACAGUGGGUUAACUGCCUGUUCAGGGCAGAACAACAGAUUUGUACCUUGUCAGCUCGGGGGAUUGAACUUGCAACCUUCCGGUUACUAGUCCAACACUCCAACCACUAGGCUACGCUGCCACACCAAUUAACUAUUGAAAGGGCAGCCUUGAAUUGUGUGGUAUUUGUCCUGCUUUAUAUGAUUAAUGAUUUGUACUUUAAUGUAUAACUGUUAUAUUUGGGCAAUUAUACAGUGAGGGGAAAAAAGUAUUUGCUGAUUUUGUACGUUGCCCACUGACAAAGAAAUUAUCAGUCUAUAAUUUUAAUGGUAGGUUUUAUUUUUCAGUGAGAGAGAGUAUAACCACAAAAAAAAAUCCAGAAAAACGCAUGUCAAAAAUGCUAUGAAUUGAUGUGCAUUUUAUUGAGGGAAAUAAAUAUUUGACCCCUCUGCAAAACAUGACUUAGUAUUUGGUGGCAAAACCCUUGUUGGCAAUCACAGAGGUCAGACGUUUCUUGUAGUUGGCCACCAGGUUUGCAUACAUCUCAGGAGGGAUUUUGUCACACUCCUCUUUUCAGAUCUUCUCCUGACGUUCGAACCUUCAGCUCCCUCCACAGAUUUUCUAUGGGAUUAAGGUCUGGAGACUGGCUAGGCCACUCCAGGACCUUAAUGUGCUUCUUCUUGAGCCACUCCUUUGUUGCCUUGGCCGUGUGUUUUGGG